This is a messenger RNA of Durusdinium trenchii, 348 nucleotides long. Lineage: Eukaryota; Dinophyceae; Suessiales; Symbiodiniaceae. The record is from the annotation of a GenBank genome assembly.
AUGGCGACCAAGGUUGUAUUGGAUGUCUUUGGGCCACGUGUCAUUCCAGGCGGAAUUGAAGAGUCAGCUUGCUUUGUGGGCGAGGUCAUGUUGCAGGCUGAACUCGAGAUGAACAUGACGAUUUUACACCCAGGAAGAUCAACAUGGAACAUGAAAAUGGACCUUUGGAAGACUGUUUUCCUUUACAUCCCAGUGGUUUUCAGGUUCCAUGUUAAUCUUUCAGGUGUCGAGCCAGGCUGGCGGAAGCAUGAAGCAUCAGGAAGUUUGCCAAUGCUUAUAUACAACUUUGGCGUCCCUUCAGCUGCGGGACGCAAGCCCGCUGGACACAAUCGAUGUUUAAUCCUCUAG